Cuscuta campestris is the source of this 2011-nucleotide messenger RNA. NCBI's taxonomy places the organism in Eukaryota, Viridiplantae, Streptophyta, Magnoliopsida, Solanales, Convolvulaceae. The record is from the annotation of a GenBank genome assembly.
CUUACUCAAUAAAUAAAACGGGUAAGUAUUUAGAUAGGGUAAGUAAAAGUCUAAUAGGGAGUACCCACAUCAAAUUAAAUUUAUGGACUUUAAAAAGUUAUUGAAAACUUUAAGUCAUGGAGAACUGGAAUUGCGAAAAGAUGCAUUGUGGCCUUCAGGGUCACAAGGACGAUGAAAAGGGUAAUUAUUGUUUUGAGCUUAUUAAUCCAAAUGACACAGAUGUUAAGACCAAGAGUUUUGUUCAGGAAGUGCUAAACAUUUAUGCUAAGGAACUACCGGCAAUGAAGUAUGCUGCAAACACUGGAAAGCAAUCAUUGUUCCUUGAUAAAUGCGUGUCAAGUGGGAAGUACUACACAUUAAUUUUGAGAUUCAAGAAUGGCCUACACUGUGGAGAGGCUGUUGCAGCAACUACCUAUCAAAUAAUCUCUGCUGACACACUGUAUACCGAGAUUCCUCUUGCAGCUGUUAGAUCCCAAUACCAACAUAAGGGGAUAGGCCACUUAUUAUACAUGGAACUGAAAAGGAGAUUGCAGAAUGUGGGCAUAAGGACAGUGCUUUGUUGGGGAGAUAACGAGUCUGAAGGAUUUUGGCUUAAACAGGGGUUCACAGUAAUUGGUCAGGUAGAUGCGAGAGGCAAAGCUCGCAAGCUUCCUAUAAACCCCAAUGUUCGCAGAGUGUUGUGUUUUCCUGGUGGCUCAUCUCUCAUGGUCUCUUAUCUUAACAAUGAAAGUCCAACAAAUUCACCAAAGCAUUUUGCACUAAAUCUGCCCGAGAAGAAUCGUCCAUCUUUGAUAUCUCAGAAACAAGAUAAGCAUGUAGAUAUGUACUGCUCUUCUAAGGAAGUGGUAAAUCAAAAUAUCAAAACAGACAUCGCUCAUCAUUGUGAUGCAGACAUGAUGGAAACUGUAAAUGACAGCUAUGACGAAGGAGCAAAUGAAUCUGAACAUGAGAAUAAUCUGAAACAAUGGUCAUGCUCACCACCAAGAACAAAUAAAAGGACAUGGGAAGCCUCAUUUACCUCUUUGAACUCAAAAAAAGUGAAGGGGAGCUAUCAAACUGAUUGCCACUUACAUUCUAACAGCUUUCUUUUAGAAAGCAACGAAAAUGCAACCAGGCAUAAAAACGCGGAUUCCUUGGCAGUGUCUCAGAAUGCAUUUAAAGUGAAAGAUUGUCCUAAAGAUCCGCUGAAGAGCAGCUCCAAGCAUUAUUAUGAAGUGACAUCCAAAAGUUAUAGCAGCCAAGGAGUUCUUCCUUUGGAAAAUAAUUACCAAAUUAUACUGAUGAAUAUAGCUGAUGACAAUAAGAAAGCUAAUCUAACUAAGAUUAUUGAAAACCUUGGUGGAGAUGUAACUUCUGAUGGAAGUAGAUGUACACAUGUUGUCACGGGGAAAGUGAGGAAAACGUUGAAUGUUUGCAAAGCUUUAUGUUCAGGGUCUUGGAUAAUUUCACCUAGUUGGUUGAAAGAAAGCUAUCGGAAUGGCAGAUUUGUCGAUGAAAUGCCUUUCAUAUUGAAAGACCAAGACUAUGAAACGAAGUACACAAGUGAACUAAAAGAAGCAGUUCUUAGUGCAAGGGCGCACCCCAGCAGUUUGCUUAGUGGGUAUGACAUAUGCCUGGCGGCUCAUGUUCAACCUCCAGCCAGUAUGUUGUCUGCCAUUGUAGAAUCUGCAGGAGGAAACGUUGUAAUUGGGGGAAUGGAGAAGGUGAAAGACAAGGACAAGAGCAUAUUUGUGGCGUGUGAAGAGGACACCGACGAAGCACUGUUAGCAGCCGAGAAAGGGAUACGCUGUUUCAGCAGCGAGUGGUUCAUGAACUGCAUCAUGAAACAGCAGCUUGAUCUUGGAGCCUCUCAAUUUGCAGUGAGCCUCUGAUUCUCUAUGUGUAUCCAUCCCAUGUUACAGAUUAUGUAUGUGUAUAUAAUUCGUCUCGAUAAAAUUAGUUUGCACUUCUGGUUUUGCUUGCAGAAUUGACAUCUGAUCACUACUAAAAAAAAUUAAUACUCAGUUUUUUA